CGCCCAAGAGCUCUUUCGCUUUCCGGCCGCUCUCCCUGCCCGGCUCCUGAAUUUCACGGAAAAAUACGUGGAUGCAGCCGACGCGUCGACAGCGAACCACAUGAAAUUGCCGGCGGCCGAGCGAGUCCGGCCUGGGAAACGGCAAUUUCAUAUGGUUCGCAGGAUGCUUAACAUUUUCAUGACUUUCUCGCCCCCUCAGAAAACUAAGGUACCUGCCCUCAGCGUGCAGGACGAACCACUGCUGAGAGAAAACCCCCGCCGCUUCGUCAUCUUUCCUAUCGAAUACCAUGAUAUUUGGCAGAUGUAUAAGAAAGCUGAGGCUUCCUUUUGGACAGCCGAGGAGGUGGAUCUUUCCAAGGACCUCCAGCACUGGGAAACCCUGAAGCCUGAAGAGAGACAUUUUAUAUCCCACGUUCUGGCUUUCUUUGCAGCAAGUGACGGCAUAGUAAAUGAAAACUUGGUGGAGCGGUUUAGCCAAGAAGUUCAGAUCACAGAAGCCCGCUGUUUCUACGGCUUCCAAAUUGCCAUGGAAAACAUACAUUCUGAAAUGUAUAGUCUCCUCAUUGACACCUAUAUUAAAGAUUCCAAGGAAAGGGAAUUUCUCUUCAACGCCAUCGAGACGAUGCCUUGUGUAAAGAAGAAGGCGGACUGGGCCUUGCGUUGGAUUGGGGACAAAGAGGCUACCUAUGGAGAACGUGUUGUCGCUUUUGCUGCAGUGGAAGGAAUCUUCUUUUCUGGUUCUUUUGCAUCGAUAUUCUGGCUCAAGAAACGGGGACUGAUGCCUGGCCUCACCUUUUCCAAUGAACUUAUUAGCAGAGAUGAGGGUUUACACUGCGACUUUGCCUGCCUGAUGUUCCGACACCUGCUACACAAACCUUCGGAGCAGAGAGUCAAAGAAAUAAUUAUCAACGCCGUUAGGAUUGAACAGGAGUUCCUCACGGAGGCCUUGCCAGUGAAGCUCAUUGGGAUGAACUGCACUUUAAUGGAGCAGUACAUUGAAUUCGUGGCAGACAGACUUAUGCUGGAGCUGGGUUUUAACAAGGUCUUCAGAGCAGAAAAUCCAUUUGACUUCAUGGAGAACAUUUCACUGGAAGGGAAAACUAACUUCUUUGAGAAGAGAGUGGGCGAGUAUCAGAAGAUGGGAGUGAUGUCCGGUCCAACAGAGAAUUCUUUUACCUUGGAUGCCGACUUCUAAAUGAACCGAAGGUGUGCACUUCGCUUAUUUUUCUCCCCUUCUCAGCAAAAGAAAAACCCAUUUGAACUGUAUCGACCAGGUAUCACAUGAAUUUGUUCGUAACGUUCAUUAAUGACAUCUUUCAAACUGUAGCUACCUCGAUAUUAGUCCUAUUAGUUAUGCGAGUGGUGUCACCUAGAAUGAAAGUUUAGACAAAAGCUAUUCUGAUGAAAGAUUUUGUCUGUGUUUGGCUUUUGCAAGCAGGCUGGCUGUAUGUGACUUCACUGCGCUCUUAAGAGGUCCUGGCCUUAGGGUGCGGACUCGGGCGAGUCUCAUGAGCGGGGUUAAGCAUUCAGUCACCACCCCAAGGCCACUGGAAGAUGCCAGCCUCGCUGCUACAAAGCAGAUUUUAAAGUUUUACUUAGAAAAAAGUGGCACUUUACACACAAAUAACCAUUGUUUAUAUUGUUGACAUCAAGUCCUGACUUACCUAACCGGUUUGGUUUCUGUACCAAAUACAAAGUAUUCUUUUGACCACUGAUGGGAGCUAACUCAAAAUUUACUGGGUGACCAAAAUAAGUUAGAUCUAUGUAAUCUAAGCAUGUUAUUUCUCUUCUUUAUUUAAAGAAUUGGAGUCUCUUUUCAUCAACUUUAAAUUCAAUCCUGUGCAUACCUAAGUAUUAGCCAGUUGUGUUACGUAGAGAAUGGGUCGUGUCAGCCCAGGUUGAGUCCUGGGAUAAGAGAUAAAGGGCAGGAGCUUCUGACUUAAAGCAUUAGGAAUUGAAAUGUGAUCUGGGCCGACUGCUGGUACCGUGGGUGUGUGAGGGUCAGUAUCAUUUCAUUUCUCAAAUAGUAUUUUCCCCAACUGCGACUUGGUAUAAAAGAUCCUUGAAGACUCAUCAUAGCUGGGAUCUAAUAGUAUUAUAAAUUGAUUUUCAAAUCAUCCUUGAAUGAAAUGACCCAGCUAAGAUCGUGCUCCUAUUUAAGUGGUAAAACCAGGACUGGAAUUGGCUCUCCAAAAAUUGUUUAUUCUGUGUGUAAAUAGGUACUAUUGUUUUAAUAAUACAUUUAUGUUACUAGCUGUUUUAAAUCAGAAAAA
Molecule: messenger RNA, 2273 nt
Organism: Pteropus alecto (black flying fox)
Lineage: Eukaryota; Metazoa; Chordata; Mammalia; Chiroptera; Pteropodidae
Gene: RRM2
Product: ribonucleotide reductase regulatory subunit M2
Exons: 8
Coding region: 101-1195 (364 amino acids)
Biological process (GO): deoxyribonucleotide biosynthetic process
Cellular component (GO): cytosol
Molecular function (GO): ribonucleoside-diphosphate reductase activity, thioredoxin disulfide as acceptor
Source: RefSeq, a predicted model, not a curated record